Aegilops tauschii subsp. strangulata is the source of this 2403-nucleotide messenger RNA. RefSeq names its product B3 domain-containing protein Os11g0197600. Lineage: Eukaryota; Viridiplantae; Streptophyta; Magnoliopsida; Poales; Poaceae. Gene Ontology annotation, molecular function: DNA binding. The record is from RefSeq and is a predicted model, not a curated record.
GCCGAGAAUCAGGGGCGGUGAGACCCACCGUGAGUGGAGCGAGCGAGGCAGCCUCACUCCUCGCUCCAGUGGUAACUGAAGCUUAUAAACCUCACCCGGGCGACACCCUGCGGAGAGUAGAGAGAGGGGUUAGGUGAGAGAAGUAGAGGCUUUUUCUUGGGCAUGGUGGGGAACAGGCGGCUGGAGCUGCAGGAGAGGGACAGGAGGCGGCGGCAGCUGCAGGAGAGCGCGUGGCGGGAGGAGCAGGAGCGGGAGAGCAGGGAGGCGGCGGCGGCCGCCGCCAUGGCGGCGGCGGACAAGGAGAGGGCCAGGGAGAAGGGGAAGGAGAAGGAGAAUGGUGGAGAGGGCGGCAAGUUUGGCCAGCAAUUCGCCAGGGUGUUCCUACCGCAGCUCUACGGGGAGAGAUUGAAAAUUCCACCAUCAUUCAACCAGUACCUUCAGGAUCAGCCUACUGGAGUGGUUUCUCUAAAAGGUCAAAGUGGCAACACAUGGCUUGCAGAGCUGGCUUCAGACAAUGAAGGAUUGUUCUUUGUGAAGGGAUGGAAGGAAUUUGUCAGAGACCAUUCAAUUGAGAUGGGUCACUUCUUAACCUUCCGUUAUGAUGGACGCUCAAAAUUCUCAGUGGUUAUCUUUGAUGGAAUGUGCAUUGAGAAGCCUUCAGCUUUUCAUGCUAAGCCUUGCAAGAAUCUGGUUGUUAAAAUAGAAAGUGGUAAAGGGGACAUGGACAUCAAUGCAGCUGAUCCAUCACAAGCAUCGGCUGCCCCCUUGGAGGAGAGUAAUGGAACCACUAGGAAGAGGGUUACAGAAAUGGAUGCAGAUGGCUCUACAUCGAAGAACCGCUCUAGUAUCUUGGAAAACGGUAUGCCUGAAGCUUCGGCUGUUACAUGUAACGUGGCACCAACGAGCCUUAACGUGGACAUGAAUGCAGCUGACCCACCAGAGGCAGUGGUUGUUCCCUUAGAAGAGAGCAACCAAACCACUAGGAAGAGGAUUAGAGAAAUCGAUGCAAAUGACUCUGCAUUGCAGAAGUCCUUGAGGGUUAGAGAAAUCGAUGCAAAUGGCUCUGCAUUGCAGAAGUCCUUGAGGGUUAGAGAAAUCGAUGCAAAUGACUCUGCAUUGCAAAAGUCCUCGAGGGUUAGAGAAAUCGAUGCAAAUGACUCUGCAUUGCAGUCCUCGAGGGUUAGAGAGAUCGAUGCAAAUGAGACUGCAUUGCACAAGUCCUCGAGGGUUAGAGAAAUUGAUGCAAAUGACUCUGCAUUGCACAAGUCCUCGAGGGUUAGAGAAAUCGAUGCAAAUGACUCUGCAUUGCACAAGUCCUCGAGGGUUAGAGAAAUCGAUGCAAAUGACUCGGCAUUGCAGAAGUCCUCGAGGGUUAGAGAAAUCGAUGCAAAUGACUCUUCGUUGCAGAAGUCCUCAGGGCUUAGAGAAAUCGAUGCAAAUGACUCUGCAUUGCAGAAGUCCUCUAUUGCCUCAGACAAGGAUAAGAAAAGGUGUCCUGCAGCUUCAGUCGGUACUUACAAGUCAGCUUCAACAAGUCUUGACAGUACUGAAGAUUCUGAUUCCUCAAGCAGCAUGUUAGAACAAAGUAUCUCUUGCAUCAAGUCUGAAUUGACAUCACCCAUUCGGCUCGGAGUGAGUAAGGAUGUUGCUAGACGUGGUCAAAAUAGCGCGACGGGUAAGAGACAACUAAGAGUACUAUCACAAAGGCGACUGGUAACUGAAAUACAGAAGGACAAUGCUCUGCUAAGGGCAAAACAAUUUAAAUCCAAGAAUCCUUUCGGUCUUCAAAUAAUGAAGGAGUCUUAUGUAUAUGUGGGAUUUUUCUUGAAUCUACCCUGUGAAUUUGUAAGGGAGUGUCUUCCCCGUGCCCACAGGAAGUUAAAGCUCUGGAAUCCGCAAGGAAAGUCUUGGGAUGUUAACUAUGUCUACUACAGCGAACGCUGUGUUGGCGGUUUGAGUGGUGGCUGGGGCAAGUUUUCUCUAGACAAUAAUCUGGAGAAGUUCGACGUGUGCGUCUUCGAGCUCUUCUCGAAGGACAACAUAAAAGUACACAUCUACAGAGUCGUCCCAGAAAUAACCCCAUUCCUCCCUGGUCCUGGCAAGAAAUAACAGUCAUGUGCACAUGUUGAGACAAUGUUCUCUUCCAUUAUCUGAAAAAAUUGUCAGGGGUCUGUCUGCAAUUCCACCGAUCCAUGGCCCUAGAAGGCAAUAAGAAGAAAAUAUUCAAUUAUUGGUGACAUUUAAAAAAAAAUGACUCUCUAAUAAAUGUAGCUAUGUUCUUGUUGGAUUGUGGAGUAAAUCGGUUAGCCUCUGUCGUAUCUGUUCGAGAAUAAUCGUGUAGCAUUGCUGCCGUUUGUAAUUCUGCAUUAUAUGGCCAGAGCAUGCUAUUUCUACUAGGUUUUA